AUCAUGUCGAUUCGCUCCUGCUGUCCUUUGUGUCCCCCAGAUGCGACAAGGCGCCUUCCUGGUGAACACAGCCCGGGGCGGGCUGGUCGACGAGAAGGCGCUGGCCCAGGCCCUGAAGGAGGGGCGGAUCCGGGGCGCAGCCCUGGACGUGCACGAGUCGGAGCCGUUCAGCUUUAGCCAGGGCCCCCUGAAGGAUGCGCCUAACCUAAUCUGCACCCCCCACGCGGCCUGGUACAGCGAACAGGCCUCCAUCGAGAUGCGGGAGGAGGCGGCCCGGGAGAUCCGGAGAGCCAUCACAGGCCGGAUCCCCGACAGCCUGAAGAACUGUGUCAAUAAGGAUCACCUGACAGCGGCCACCCACUGGGCCAGCAUGGACCCGGCUGUGGUGCACCCCGAGCUCAACGGGGCCGCCUACAGGUGAGCGGGGGGCGGGGACACAACGCUUCCGUGAUGAC
This is a messenger RNA of Herpailurus yagouaroundi (jaguarundi), 455 nucleotides long. Its product is annotated as C-terminal-binding protein 1. NCBI's taxonomy places the organism in Eukaryota, Metazoa, Chordata, Mammalia, Carnivora, Felidae. The transcript has 3 exons. The record is from RefSeq and is a predicted model, not a curated record. Gene Ontology annotation, biological process: regulation of transcription by RNA polymerase II. Bases 41 to 421 code for a protein of 126 amino acids. Gene Ontology annotation, cellular component: nucleus. Gene Ontology annotation, molecular function: transcription coactivator activity; DNA-binding transcription factor binding; transcription coregulator binding.